CGGGGCACGCCGGGGUGCCGAGGCGGGGCCGGUGGGUCCCGGUGGGUCCCGGUGACCGCGGCAGGGCCGGGCCCGGGCGGUCCCACAGCGGCGGUUCCCGCGGGGCGGGCCCGGCUGCGGGGCCCCCGCGGCUGCCGCACGCCCGGGCGCGGGGUGACCGACAGGCGGCGGCGGGGGCCGAAGUUCUUCCCUGUUCCUGCUGACUCGGCUCCAGUGUGCGGAAACAGCCUCCUGUGACACCUCCCUGUCCCCGGCCGUGUCCCAGCUCACCUCGUCGUGCUGUGCCGUGCCCUGCCGUGCCAUGCCACGACACCCACCGUCCCGCUGCGGCGUGUGGCUGCUCCUGGUGCUGCUGCAGGCUGCGGUCCUGCCUGCCUGGCUCUGCGGUGAGUAUGGCCACGGGCACAGCCCGCAGCCCCCCCAGGCUCCGGGGGGCUCACUCCUGCUGAGCAGGUCCCUGAGGAGUGGGUCAGGGGACACAAGCCCCAUCCCAUGCUCCAGCCCCAUGCCCUGGCUCUGGGGCAGACGUGAAACCCCUCCGGUGAUGGGUUUCCCGGGGCUGAGCUCUCUGGAGUGCCCGCUGGGGUUAAGCCUUAUUCCUGUGCUCCCUUCUCCCGCCCAGUGCCUGCAGCCCCCAACCACCCAUGUCCCUGGGGUCAGGGCAGCCCCAGCAGCCCCCUGCCAGCCCCACGGGUUGCCUUGGGCUCUCUGCAUUCCUGCUUCAUGUCAUGUAUAUUGUUUAUUCCCUAUUUUGGGGGCAGAGACUUGAGCUUUGGGGACCUGAGGAGGGGUUGCAGAGGGCAGGGGUGCACGGCAGGGUUGGGGUGCUGGGUGUCCAUCGCCACCACAGCCCCGCACCGCCGGUGCUGGGUGCUGCAGUGCCCCGGCGCUCUCCUGCCCUCCUCACCCUGCACUCCCCGCCGGGCCCGGUAGAAGCCCCGGGGCAGGCGGCCGUGCUGCGGGCUCUGAGCUCCCGGCUGCUCGCGCUGGCGGCGGAUCCCGAGCGGGAGCCUGACCCCAGCGUGUACCUGGCGCUUCGCCUGGCCGGGGAGCACGACCUGCGCCGGGAGCAGCAGUACCUGGCACGGCUGCAGGACGCCUUCCAGCACCGCUACAGCCGGAGCCUGCAGGCAGCCGGAGACCCCUGGCACGAUGCUGCGGGCACCGAGCACAGCACGAGCACUGAUGUGGAGUGGCUGGAGACGGGGCGGCUGGCGCUGUACCUGCUGGGGCUGAGGGCCACAUGUCCCCCGCCGGAGCACAAGCCCCUGCGCUCACUGGUGACCUGGCUCAAGUACUACCUGGAGGAGGACUGGGCAGGCUCCCGGCGGCAUGGCCACCCCAUCACCAGUUACUACCAGUACGGCCUGGGUGUGCUGGCGCUGUGCGUGCACCGCAAGCGGGUGCGGGAGGAGGUGAUCCGCCGGCUCCUGGCUGCCGAGCAGCACGCCAAGUUCGGGUACAGUGCCGGCAGUGCCAUAGACACAGAGGCGGUGGCAGCGAUGGCCUUCACCUGCCUGGAGCAGGAGCGGCUGGUGGGGUCCACGCUGGCGGCAGAGCUGCGGGCGGCCGUGCACGGGGUGAGGAAGAGGAUGGUGGAGGCACAGGGCGAGGAUGGCUUCUUUGGCAACGUCUACAGCACCCCCUGGGCCAUGCAGGUGUUCAUCGCCACCAACUCGUGCGAGGCGCAGGCUCCGUACGGCCGGGCCAUGGCCGCAUUGCUGCGGCACGCGGGCGCCUUCAGCACCGCUGCCACGCUGGCGCAGGCGCUGCCGGCGCUGCACGGCCGCUCCUACCUGCACAUCGCCUCCAUGCGCUGCGAGGAGGAGCUGGACACGCUGACGCCCAUCAGCCCUGAGCCGCUGUCGGAGCUGCCAGGGAACAAGACGGUGCGGCUGGUGGUGGAGUGUCCUCUGCCAUCGUGUCCCCAGCGCUGGCUCUAUGACCACGCGGUGCUCGCGCCUGCCAGUGCCACCCUCCUGGACGUGCUCAGGGCAGCCACUGAGCAGGGACCUCCCGACUUCACGUUUGACACCCAGGACACCCCCCAGGGCCCCUACCUGAGUGGGGUGCUGGGGCUGGAGGCGCAGCAGCAGAAGCGCAAGUACUGGCAGCUCCUCACUGCGCCCAGCACCAGCCUGCAGAUGGGUAUUGCUGACUACAGACCUUGCGACGGGGAGACCCUCAUCCUGCGCCUCAGCCAGUGGUAGAGGAUGGGGGUGAUGGCAAUGAACCGCCUGCCCAGGCACAGAC
Molecule: messenger RNA, 2253 nt
Organism: Strigops habroptila (Kakapo)
Lineage: Eukaryota; Metazoa; Chordata; Aves; Psittaciformes; Psittacidae
Gene: TCN2
Product: transcobalamin 2
Exons: 10
Coding region: 645-2210 (521 amino acids)
Biological process (GO): cobalamin transport
Molecular function (GO): cobalamin binding
Source: RefSeq, a predicted model, not a curated record